Molecule: messenger RNA, 1578 nt
Organism: Limanda limanda (common dab)
Lineage: Eukaryota; Metazoa; Chordata; Actinopteri; Pleuronectiformes; Pleuronectidae
Gene: micu3a
Product: mitochondrial calcium uptake family, member 3a
Exons: 17
Coding region: 1-1578 (525 amino acids)
Biological process (GO): mitochondrial calcium ion homeostasis; calcium import into the mitochondrion
Cellular component (GO): uniplex complex
Molecular function (GO): calcium ion binding
Source: RefSeq, a predicted model, not a curated record
AUGGCCGCUUUCCGCAGAGUGGCAGCUCUGGCCGGGAAGAUGAACCUGUGGUCGGCGGGGAGAACCGUGCUGGUCGGCGGUCAGAGGCCCGAUGGAGGGAGAGUCCGGGGCUGUGUGGCGGUCGGGAUGUGUGUCGCGGCGGGAGGCGCCGUGGCUCUUUACCUCUACAGCGACAUGACGAGCGGCAGAGGCAGGAAGAGGAUGGAGAGACACAGCAUCCACGAUUUACUGCCCACCAUCCCCCGAGUCCAGGCGAAGGAGAAGGGACGUCCGUUUGACUUUGAAGACGGAGACGUGUACAUGUCGUCCCACGAGCAUCGUUUCCGCAUGUUCAGCUCAGCGGAGUAUGACGGGCAGCUGUACAUGACCCCGCAGAACUUCAUCGAGUCAGUCACCAUGAAUGAACCAAGAAACAAGAGGCCCUGGAGGUCCCUGACCAAACAGGAGCUGGAGAAGAUCCUGUCAGACACUCCCCCAGUAUGGAGAGGAUCCUCUAAACUGUUCCGCAACCUGAGAGAACGAGGCAUCAUCUCUUACACAGAGUACCUGUUCCUGCUCUGCAUCCUGACAAAGCCCCAUGCUGGUUUCAAGAUUGCUUUCAAUAUGUUUGAUGCAGACGGCAACCAGAUGGUGGACAAGAGGGAGUUCUUGGUGCUUCAGGAGAUCUUCCGGAAGAAAAACGAGAAGAAGGGAAGGAAGGGAGAUGCUGAAAAGUCAGCACAGUUGAGUAUGCAGCUCUAUGGAUAUCAGGUUGCCCCCAUGAACAGCGUGCUAAAAAAAGACAGUCAGGAGUUAAUGGUGCGGAGUUACUGGGACGUUCUGAGGCGAAGUGCCAGUCAAGUCCUGUUUUCUGACCUGGCCGAGGAUUUUACCCUUGAGCGAGCAGAUGAGACUGUAACAAUCGACACCACCCUGCUGGUCCAUUUCUUUGGGAAGAAAGGGAAGGCAGAGCUGACGUUUGAUGACUUCUACAGGUUUAUGGACAACCUGCAGACAGAAGUGUUGGAAAUUGAGUUUCUGACCUACUCUAAAGGAAUGACCACCAUCAGCGAGGAAGACUUUGCAAAAAUCCUUCUGCGCUUCACCAAUGUGGAGAACAUCAGCGCCUACCUGGAGAAUGUCCGCCAGUGUAUACCUGAUGAGAAGAAGCAGGAGGGAAUCACCUUCGAUGAGUUCAGAUCCUUCUUCCAGUUCCUCAACAACCUUGAGGACUUCGCCAUCGCUAUGCAGAUGUAUAACUUUGCCUCUCGCUCAAUUGGACAAGAUGAAUUUGCAAGAGCAGUGUAUGUAGCCACUGGGCUGAAGCUGACACGUCACCUUGUGAACACCAUCUUCAAGAUUUUUGACGUAGAUCACGACGAUCAGCUCUCCUACAAGGAGUUCAUCGGCAUCAUGAAGGACCGGCUGCACAGAGGAGGCAGGGGCUACAAAGCUGUUGCACGAUUCGUCUCUUUUAAAUCCUGUCUGAAGAAGGAGCUAGUGAAGGGUCGACACUACACCUCCUUCUCCAGCUGCGUUCGCUCUGAGGCCAGGAGACAAGUUCACCAGCUCUGGAGGAGGUACAAGGAGAAGUCGUAG